This is a messenger RNA of Phaedon cochleariae (mustard beetle), 1269 nucleotides long. The record is from the annotation of a GenBank genome assembly. NCBI's taxonomy places the organism in Eukaryota, Metazoa, Arthropoda, Insecta, Coleoptera, Chrysomelidae.
AUGAGUCAAAAGGUAGAAAAACCAGUUCUAUCGGGUCAACGCAUCAAGACCAGAAAAAGAGAUGAAAAAGAGAGGUAUGAUCCAACAGGAUUUAGGGAUGCGGUAAUUUCUGGACUUGAUAAAUGUGCUAACGAUUUUGAAGCAAUUUCUCGAUAUUUGGACAUUGCUGGUAAUAAACUCGAUUACCGUAGAUAUGGCGAAAGUCUCUUUGACGUACUCAUUGCAGGAGGUAUAUUGGUUCCAGGAGGUACACUUUCACAAGAAGGUGACGGACCAUACAGGACCGAAGCAUGUAUAUUCAAUACCCCGGAUGAAAUCAACAUGGAAAUAAUGAAGAACUGGGAACAGGUGUUCAUCAAACUCAUGCGUCGUUAUAAAUAUUUGGAGAAACUAUUUCAGGAUGAAAUCAAGAAAAUCUUAUUGUUCGUCAAGUACUUCCAGCCGUCCGACCGCAAGAAGCUGUCGGUGAUGCUGUACCUGUGGAUAGCGAACGGCUCGGUGCCGUUCCACGCCGUCCUCGUGCUGAACAAUCCGCAUCUGGUCAAGGACCAUCUCGCCCUCGACUUCCUCAUCGACAUGUUCAAGGUGUGGCGGCAGGAGAAGGGCGUCAACUCGCUGUACUCGUCCAUCAAGAAGUCGAACAUCGAAUCGCAUCUCAUCAGCUUCGUGCCUGACACGAAGCAGUCGCAGGUCUACUUUCGGAAUGCCUUUCAGGACAACGGCCUGGAGGAGAUCCUGAAGCUGUACAACGACCAGUACCAGCAGCUGGCCAAGAAGGAGCUGCAGGUGCUGCUGGCGGACGCGUUAGGGGAGAGCAAGCCGCUGCGCGACAUCAUCGCCGAAGUGAAGGACAUCGCCGUCAAAGAGAACAUCCAAGAGCACGAGACGGCGUGCAUCAUUUGGGCGACUAUCAUGGACAUACCGGAGUGGUCCAAGAAGGAGGAACUGGUGACCGAGCAGGCCGUCAGACACCUCAAGCACUACACCAACCUGUUCGCCGCCUUCACCGAAUCGGCCAAGGCGGAGAUCAGCCUGCUGCUCAAAGUGCAGGACUACUGCUACUCGAACAUGACGUUCAUGAAGGCCUUCCAGAAGAUCGUGAUGCUGUUCUACAAGACGGACGUCAUCUCGGAGCAGUCGAUCCUCAAGUGGUACAAGCAGGACUACAACGUCAAAGGGAAGAUGAUGUUCGUCGAGCAGAUGAAGGAGUUCAUCGAUUGGCUGCAAAACGCCGAGGAGGAGAGCGAUUCUGACGGUGAAAGUGAUUAG